AUGGCAGAGCAGGUGACGGCGGAGCAGCUGCGCCUGAGCUUCGGCGACGACAUGGCGCUCCUGCGCGUGCGCUCGCUGCUGCUGCGCGUGCUGGCGGCGGCGGCGGAGUUGCCGGGCGCGGGCGCGGGGGCGGCUGCGGACGCGAAGGAGGCGGUGCUGAACGGCGGGGACGCGGCGCCCGCGGGGGCGGAGCGGGCGGCGCGGCGGAGCUUGCUGGGCGCGCUGGCCGAGGAACUGCGGCGCGCCUGGAGGCGGGGCGGCGCGCGAGGCCCCGCCCCGCGGCCCUGUGCUCACCGCCGCCGUCGCGCUUCCACCUGCUGCUGGCGGCCGGCACGGCGCAGCCCCUGGUGGAGCCUGGCGGCGGUCCUGGCGACGGCCGUGCGGCCGGGCGCCGACCGCGCCGAGACGGAGCGGCGGGCGGCGGCGGGCGGCGGACGGCGCGGCGGCGGCGACGGGCGCGCGCGGCGGCGCACGCGCGGGCGCAGGCGGAGGCGCGCUGAGCGCGGCAGGCCGCGCGGGCGCUGGCGGAGCGGCGCAAACGCCCUGGCGCACGUGGGCGCGGUGGCGGAGAUGCUGGCGCUGGCGGCACUGCUGCUGGGCGCCGCCCGCGACACGCUGCGCCCGCCCGCUGCGCCGCCACCGCCGCCGCCAGCGCUCGCCGCCAGCGCCGCAAGAAACAGCCGCCCGCCGGGUUCGGCCUCGCGCGGCGGCGGUGGCGCCUCCUCGGACGGCGCGACGGACGGCGGCGCGGGGGCGGAGGGCGAGCCGGGCGCCGGCGAGUGGGCGGUGGACUGCGUGUGCGGGUUGCGGGGGCGCUGCACGCGCCGCCCAGACGCUCGACUCAGCGUGGACCAGUGGGAGACGGCGGCGGCGAUGGACGCGUGGCGGCGGGCCGGCGGCGACGCGCCUGGCGGCGCUGGUGCUGGAGCCGGGGGCGGACGCCGGUGCGGGCGCGGCGCCGCCCCCGCUGCUGCCGCCGGCCACCGUCGUGCUGCGCGCGGUCUGCGUUGCGGGAGGCGCAGUACCUGGCGCAGCUGCGCCGCGUGUAGCGGCCGGCGCGGGCCGGAGCCCAGCCUUACGUGUGGAUGCCGCAGGGGCGAGGAGGGGGCGUCUCUGGAGGGGGAAGUCGGUGAAAGAAGGGUUUGGCGCUCGUGUAACCGCAGACCAAAAAUACGGGAGGCUGUAACUCCCCUCGGUUUAAGCGGAAGCGAGGCAGCCAAAACCCUAAGAACACUGUGGUGGUGGACGUUAACCAACCUUGCGAGUCUCGCGUCAGCCGGCGAGCCUACCUUGGAAGCAGUGGUUGGGGGUGUCAGCCUCAAACUAUUUAACGGCGGCGCCAUCUGCGCCCGCGUUCUCAUUCAGUUUCUGCCAUGGGAAGCUUGUACGCGUGUACAAGGGGUGUAUGGAGUCAGUAAGGGCCCAGACAAUCUCACGUGCUGUGGCAACGGUUCGCACGACGGGUUAAAUUUUGGCGUAGGCCCAUGUGACGGUAAUUGUCACGGGCCGAGGUCCGAAUAG
Messenger RNA from Gryllus bimaculatus (two-spotted cricket), 1521 nucleotides. The record is from the annotation of a GenBank genome assembly. NCBI's taxonomy places the organism in Eukaryota, Metazoa, Arthropoda, Insecta, Orthoptera, Gryllidae.